Molecule: messenger RNA, 864 nt
Organism: Cladocopium goreaui
Lineage: Eukaryota; Dinophyceae; Suessiales; Symbiodiniaceae
Source: the annotation of a GenBank genome assembly
AUGAGUGAGGUGGACGGGCGUCGCAAUCGUGCGAGAAGAGUGUGCUCCUCUUUGCACAAGCUCCUGUCAUGUGUUGACAAUCUUUGGCACAAGCUCCGGGUCAGUUGCAAGCGACGAAGAAAUUCGCAGAAGAGGGUGCUGUUUUACACUGCCCAGGGCAUUGGAAGCUUAUUUGUGAUGAUUGCAGCUAUCGUCUUGUACCAGAUCAUUUUGGCAACAGCCACCACCUUGAGUGAGACCUGUGGCAGUGACUCCAUACCAACGAAUGACACUGAUUUGAAAGCCCAAACCACUGCAGACCAAAGCUCCUUUCAAUGCAGUGGUGAUGCCUUUGGCCUAAGUGCAUGCGAAUAUGGGGAUUUGCUCAAUGUGGCCAACAUGAUGUAUGCAAACUUCUACGUCAAUGGUAUGCAGUUUCUGGUCUGCAUGCUGUUAAUCUACAGCCUCGGGAAGUUCACGCACUUGCCAGCAGAAAAGCUGCAGUUUGACAAGAAAAAUGCGUCCAGAUUGAUGAUGCUCUUCGGAGGCAUUUGCAAACAAGGCCCCUGGCUAUUCCGGCUCUUGCACUUUCUGCAGGGUAUCCGGAUUUUUGGAUCAUGGCUGAUGAUGGUUUUGGGCUACUGCCGUGGCAACCUGGCCUACAGUAGCUACUGCAUCGCAUACAGUGAAAACUGUGCGUACAACAAGGCCCGAAAUUGUCAGUACUACUAUGUCUAUUGCCAGCCUGAUGCAACUUUGCUCUUGGGUUGCUACACUGAAGCUGGUCGAGCGGCUUUCAGCGGGCGCAUGGACAUCCGGGUGCUUUCAGGUGUUCACUGCGUAGCCUGUGGCAUUCUUGAGGCGGACUUCGCCAACACCAUGUGA